Molecule: messenger RNA, 1659 nt
Organism: Yarrowia lipolytica CLIB122
Lineage: Eukaryota; Fungi; Ascomycota; Dipodascomycetes; Dipodascales
Source: RefSeq, a predicted model, not a curated record
AUGGGUUACUUUUACGUCAAAAAGACUAUCAAGGCCAAACAACAGGAGCGGGAGGACCGUAUGGCGGCCCUGCCCGAGUACAACACUCCUCUGACCUCCAAGGAGCGAGACAUUCUCAAGCAGGACGCCGAACAUGUCGUGAACCAGGUUCAGAGCGGCGAUCUCAAGGCCCCCGAGGUGCUCAAGGCUUACGGAAAGAUGGCCUUCAAGGCCCAGCGACACUGCAACCCCGUCACCGAGAUCAUGAUCAAGGACGCCGAAAAGUGGGCCGCCAACACAAACACAGAGGGAUCUCUGGCCGGCUUCCCCAUCUCUCUCAAGGAUACUGCCGGUGUUACCGGUUACGAUUCUUGCAUGGGAUACACUGGCAAGUGCUUUAAGCCCUUCACCAAGGACGCCCCCAUCAUCCGACUACUUAAGGACUGUGGUGCCGUCCCCUUCGUCAAGACCAACGUCCCCUACACCCUGCUGUCGUUCGAGUCCUACAACGACGUCUGGGGCCGAACUGAUAACCCCCAUGUGCCCGGUCACUCCGCCGGAGGUUCCACUGGUGGAGAAUCCGCCUUGCUGGCUUACGGAGGCUCUCGUCUCGGUAUCGGAACCGAUGUCGCCGGAUCCGUUCGACUGCCCUCCCAUUUCUGUGGUAUCUACACCGUCAAAUGUUCCACUGGUCGAUUUCCCAAGGCUGGCAACAACACCACCAUGCCUGGACAGGAAGGUAUCCCUGCUGUGUACUCGCCCAUGACCCGAACUCUGGCAGAUCUCAAGUUCUUCCUCAAGGCCAUUGUUGACCAGAAGCCCUGGAACUACGACUACUCGUGUCACCCCAUGCCCUGGACCGAGGCCAACCUGCCCAAGAAGCUCAAGUUUGGCGUGAUGUACACUGAUGGUAUUGUGGACCCCUCCCCCGCCUGUGCUCGAGCUCUCAAGAUGACCGUUGACGCCCUGGAGGCUGAGGGUCAUGAGACCGUCGAGUGGGUGCCCCCCAACUCCCUGGACUGCCUGCGAAUCGCCUCUCAGCUUCUUGUUUCCGACGCUGGAGCCAUCUCCACCCGUGACCAGAUCUGGCCUGAGAAGAACGAUGUCGGCGUCGCCAGAAUGUUCUUUGCCUGCAACCUCCCCCGAUGGAUGAAGAAGAUUUGGGCCUGGUACCUUGAGCACAUUAAGGGUGACAAGGUGUGGGCCGCUCUGGUGCGAGACUUCAACAAGAAGACCAUUACCGAACGAUGGGACCUUGUCUACGAGCGGGAGGGAUACAAGAACAAGUACUUCGAGCAGUGGCAGGAGUCUGGAAUCGAUUUCCUCAUCACUGUCCCCAAUGCUACCCCUGCGUUCCCUCACAACGGUCUCUACGAAUCCAUUUCUUCCUGUGGUUAUACCUUCAUGUUCAACCUCCUCGACUACUCUGCUGGUGUCCUUCCCGUGACCAAGGUUGACCGAGAGCAGGACAAGCUGCCCGCCGUGUUCAACCUCAAGAAGCUCAACGCUGUCGCUCGAGGCGCCUACUCUCAGUACAAUGCUGAGAAGAUGCAUGGUCUCCCCGUCGGAGUGCAGGUCAUUGCUCCCCGACUCAAGGAAGAGGACUGUAUUGCCGCCAUGGAGGUGGUUGAGGGUGCCCUGAAGGCCAAGGGCAUUAACUACCCUCUGUUGAACGAGUAA